Molecule: messenger RNA, 612 nt
Organism: Metarhizium album ARSEF 1941
Lineage: Eukaryota; Fungi; Ascomycota; Sordariomycetes; Hypocreales; Clavicipitaceae
Exons: 1
Coding region: 1-612 (203 amino acids)
Source: RefSeq, a predicted model, not a curated record
AUGGGCCUCCGUUCCUCUGCUCUCGGCGCCUUGUGCCUUGCGUCUUCGGCCCUUGCCCGCACAAAUCUCGUUGGAUGCACCUACUUUGACACAGUUAGUGCCUACCCCGGUGGCCAGUCCUUCGCAACCCGCGUCUGGUACGUCCCAGAAUCUGGAGAGCUCUGCGAAAUUCUCGACUGUGGCGGCGGCCGAGCUCCUCCCAAGACAACCGUCCCGGGGUGUGCCGCCUAUAAAGGAACUGAAACCUAUUCGCCCUCUUUUAUCAACCCCAAGACCCUUGGCCAAGCUCCGGCCACUGACGGCCCUGCCAAGAUCACCAGCAGCUCUGCUGCUGGGGUUACCGCCGCUCCAUCUUCGUCUGGAACCGCUAGCGGAGAGGCACCUAGUACUAUUACCAAAGCUCCUGAGUUGCCACAGACGAAUUCGACGAUGACAAUGGUGACGAGCGCGCCAGCAAGUUUGGGAAGCAGUGGAGUGUCUACGACCAACACCACGAAACCAAGCAUCCAACCCGUGGCCAGCACCGGCGCGGCAGUCGCUCUCCCGACAGCCGGCUCCGUCUUGGCUGGCUGGCUGGCUGCCGGUGUGGUUGCAGGGCUUGCCUUGGUUUAA